Molecule: messenger RNA, 934 nt
Organism: Pongo pygmaeus (Bornean orangutan)
Lineage: Eukaryota; Metazoa; Chordata; Mammalia; Primates; Hominidae
Gene: SMIM18
Product: small integral membrane protein 18
Exons: 3
Coding region: 180-467 (95 amino acids)
Source: RefSeq, a predicted model, not a curated record
ACUAGACUGCAUUACAAACAGACGAUACCAUCGCUUCAACAGCAUCCUCUCAGACAAGAGCCACUAUUUCCUGAUUCAGAUCACCUGUCAUCGAAGUUUAAAGAAGGGGAAACAGGAGACAGAAAUACACUGAACCAAAAAGAUUCAAAAGAGCAAUAUAAGAAGUGGAAUCUCUAAGAAUGGCUUCCAGCCACUGGAAUGAAACCACUACCUCUGUUUAUCAGUACCUUGGUUUCCAAGUUCAAAAAAUUUACCCUUUCCAUGACAACUGGAACACUGCCUGCUUUGUCAUCCUGCUUUUAUUUAUAUUUACAGUGGUAUCUUUAGUGGUGCUGGCUUUUCUUUAUGAAGUGCUUGACUGCUGCUGCUGUGUAAAAAACAAAACCGUGAAAGACUUGAAAAGUGAACCCAACCCUCUUAGAAGUAUGAUGGACAACAUCAGAAAACGUGAAACUGAAGUGGUCUAACACUCUACAGAAGAUGAACAAAAUCUCUGAAAGCAGCUCAACCUCUUCUGAGAAAAAAAAAAUCUUCUGAGGCCAACUGUUGCUACAAAACAAAUUCUGACUGAAUGGUUAAAACAUUUCUAGCAGAAGGGGAAAAACAAGUUAAAUAUGCACUGUUUGUGUGUAUAGCCAUUUCAUUAAAUAUACAGUAAAACUUCAUAAAUGUGAAUUUACUGAUCUGUUUAAUACUGACACUUCAAAAACUGGAUAAAAGAUUCCUAGAGUUCAAUAUUAAGCAGCAAAAGAUAAGCUGGAAAAGACAAGCAAGGCUAAUGAUGCUAAAAUGAUUUUAUAACUAACCAAUUCAUGUAGACAAAAAAUAGUGUGUUGGUAACAAAAAGGCUAUUUAAAACAUGUUUCUAAGUCUGAAGUAAAAUAUUUCCACUUAUAUAUAUAAAGUCCCUAUUUAUUAAAAAGUAGUAUUUUCU